Molecule: messenger RNA, 2171 nt
Organism: Ilex paraguariensis (yerba mate)
Lineage: Eukaryota; Viridiplantae; Streptophyta; Magnoliopsida; Aquifoliales; Aquifoliaceae
Source: the annotation of a GenBank genome assembly
AUCUGACACUGACCACUAUAUUAACUCGAAUUGAAUGAAAAUGCUCAGUGCCGACUGUUUUUGACCUUUCUGAGUUCGGACUCUUCCGCAUUCUCAACUCCAUCGGCAUGUGUGUAAGAGACCCCAGCGACAAUCACCAUCUGUCUCCUCUCUCUCUCUAUCUCCCUCUCCACACUUUCUACUCUCUCGCUCGCUCUCCUGUGGGGAUUACAGUUUUUUGAUAAUGCUCCAUACGAUGUCUCCCAGAUGAAGCUAUUGAAGAAUUAAGAAUAACCCACUCUCCGGCAGAAGUUAGAUCGCGCUUCCAUUAAUUCGGGUGGGUGCACAACGUUUGGAUUACACGAGAUGAUGAUUGUGAGAAGGAGACUCGCUUGCUGUACCCGGGACAGGGGGAUUAGUUUUGACUUCGAUGAACAAGACAGAAUAAUGACGUAUAAUGGCCUGGAGAGUUGCAUUCUCAACAGGCAGUCUUAUGCAAAUGAAAGCCACACAAGCAGAGGGGAUGGAUGUCCUACGGACUCCCUAGAUGAAGAUGAUUCAAGCUGUUCUUCAAGCAAUAAUGCUUUCGGAUCAUCAUUCUCUUCUCAUUGGACCAUGAUGAAGAGGGAUGAUAAGGGACUGGAUGAAUGGGAGUUCUCAGAAAGCCCCAAACAUUUUCAUGUCAAAGAGAAAUCUUCUUAUUCGUUUGAGUUGUCAGAUGUGACAACAAUGAAAGAAAAAUUUGCGAGGCUGUUGUUAGGUGACGAUAUAACAGGAGGAUGCAAAGGCAUCUCAACUGCACUCUCAUUGUCCAAUGCCAUAACAAAUCUUGCAGCGACGGUGUUUGGUGAGCUGUGGAAAUUGGAGCCGUUGCCAGAGGAAAGGAAGAGCAAAUGGAGAAGAGAAAUGGACUGGUUGAUCUCCCCUACAAACUAUAUGGUUGAGUUGGUUCCUGCUAAGCAAAACAGUGCCAAUGGCCGGACCUUGGAGAUAAUGACACCAAAAGCUCGUGCAGACAUCCAUAUGAAUCUUCCAGCGCUUCAGAAGUUAGACUCCAUGCUUAUUGAGACACUGGAGUCCAUGGUUAACACCGAGUUUUGGUACGCGGAAGGAGGUAGCCGAGCGGAAGGAAGAAACAUGAGUUGUAGGCAGAGCAAGAGGUGGUGGCUUCCUUCUCCAUGUGUACCCACAGCCGGGCUCUCUGACGCUGAAAGGAAGAAACUGCUAAACCAGGCUAAACUGGUCCAACAAGUAUUUAAAGCUGCCAAAUCUAUAAAUGAAAAUGUCCUGCUUGAAAUGCCAAUUCCGAACAUCAUUAGGGAUGCACUUCCCAAGUCUGGAAAGGCAAGCCUUGGCGAACUACUUUACAAAAUUUUGAGUGCAGAAUCAACCUCAGCGGAGGAAAUGGUUAAUUCCCUCAAUUUGAAAUCUGAACACAGUGCACUCGAAGCUAUAAACAGGUUGGAAGUGGCAGCAUUUGCAUGGAAAGAGAAAAUUACAGAACAGAACAGUGGUAAAUCUCCAGUUCGAACUUCAUGGUCCUUCAUAAAAGAUUCAAUCUCUGAGCUGGAUAAGAUGGAGUUCUUGUUGGAUCGGGCUGAAGCUCUUCGACAACAGCUCAAAACCAGAUACCCAAACCUUCCUCAGACAUUUCUUGAUGUUACAAAGAUACAAUAUGGCAAGGAUGUUGGACACUCAAUACUGGAAGCAUAUUCUCGGGCUCUCGGAAAUCUGGCAUUCAGUAUACUUUCUAGAAUGGGAGAUAUACUGCAAGAAGAUGUUUUGAGCAAUCCCAGUUCCCCUGCUGCAGCGAGUUGCUUUCCUGGAGUAAAUCUCACUCGAAUCUCAGAUACUCCGGUGGCCAGUCGUGUGAGGCACUCCCUUAUCGAUCAGAUGAAUACCAUAAAUGGAGAGCAUUGUGACUCCAAUUCAGCCAAUGUUUCUGAUUCAGAAAAUCAACCCAAAACAAGUUCAGUGACUGCAACACCAAGUCGGAGUCGAUUACGGCGCAUCAGCAGAGAGGUUUGUAUCAGUUUGUCUCCUAAUAAAUCCCCUUGACAAAGAAGAGUAUAAUUUUGGACAGUUGUCUCUGUAAAUGAAAUCACAUUUAUGCUGUAAUGAGCAUUUUUUUUGUGUGAUUUGUCCCUACUCAAGGGUGAUUUUGGCCCAAGCAAUGUGUCGACUGUUUGACA